Molecule: messenger RNA, 2206 nt
Organism: Theileria parva strain Muguga
Lineage: Eukaryota; Apicomplexa; Aconoidasida; Piroplasmida; Theileriidae
Product: Iron only hydrogenase large subunit domain protein
Exons: 2
Coding region: 152-2146 (664 amino acids)
Molecular function (GO): 4 iron, 4 sulfur cluster binding
Source: RefSeq, a predicted model, not a curated record
GUUUUAUUUUUUGUACAACAUAUAUGUAAUUUAUAUUUAUAAUCUACUUUUACAAUUUAUUGAACUUUUCUAUUGUUUUGUUCCAUGUUUUAUUUUCAAUCAUUAUGUUUGAUUUUUCUGCAAUAAAAAUAGACCUUUCUUUACUUUUAAGAUGUAUUCAAAUGCCGUGAAGAUUUCCGGCUUGAAUGAUUACCUUAAUCCUGGAGAAGAAUGCGUUUUGCCUCUGUUAAAGAGUGAUAACAAGUAUGAAAUAAGGCUAAAUGAUAAAAUUUCAGACUCAAAUACACAAAAUAAAAGUAAUUUACCUAAUGAUUUGCUAAAUAAUGACAUAUACAAAGAUAAUAAACUAAAUGUUACAACCGUUGAUAAGAAUAAAAAGAUAACAGUUGGACUGAGUGACUGCCUCUCCUGCUCUGGAUGCCUAACCUCAUCAGAGGAGAUACUUUUAAAGGAUGAAAACCACUUGAAAGUUAUUGAAAAAAUGAAAAAUAGUGAUUUCUGCGUCAUUUCAAUAUCUCCUCAGACUAUUUUUAUGCUUUCAAGUCACUAUAACAUGAAGGCAGAAAAGGCGCUGAGAAAGUUAUCUUAUCUGUUUCGGUUUCUAGGUGCUAAAUUGAUAUUUGAUAUCGGGUUGGCUGAAUUGCUAGCUUUAACUCAAAGUAAAGAAGAGUUCAUCUAUAAGUACAACAAUAACACUGUUUCCUCAACCCAUUCAAGUGACCUCGAUGAUACUAACAGAAUGGUUAAUGGUAUUAAUAAGGAUUUAAACAAUCAAAAUUACAAAGAGAGAAGAUUUAAUUUACCAAUAAUAACUAGUCACUGUCCUGGGUGGACAUUAUACGCUGAGAAGACUCUGGACCAGGAUUUGUUAAAUUUGAUAAGUAAGGUACCAAGCAGCCAAGUCAUACAAGGCUUGCUAGUAAAGAUUUUAUCCCAUACAAUCAAUUAUUACAACACCAUUUACCAUAUUAACUACUUAAAACUAUUUAGUUCUAACUGUUUUCUGAAUAGUUUUCUAACAAACGUCAACUGUAAUUCUAAUAGUGAAAAUAAUAUAAUAAAUAAUUUCAAGGUCACUAACAACACGAAAGUAUAUCACAUAUCAAUUGUUCCGUGCUAUGAUAAAAAGUUCGAAACAAUAAGAAAGGAGUUUCAGUUCGAUAUUAAAUCUCUCUUUUCACUUUAUCAAUCUGAUUCAAAUCCGAACACUUCUGGUGACCCAGAUGACUCUCAAGCCUUAGAAACUGAGCCUUUGGUUGAUGAUAUACUUUCAACUUCUGACAUUGAGAAUAUAUUGAAUAGUUUGGGUUUAAAGUUUACUCAAUUGAAAGAGGAGCCGCCCGAUCAUCUGGUUAAUUUUCUGUAUUAUUUCAACAAGAUUAACUCAAUAGCCGACCUAAAUAUUAACCACAACCUGACCUUACCUAAUUAUGAAAGUAGAGAUUUUAAUCACUUGAUGAAACUAAUUAGAUGCUCUGGGCUAUAUUCUCAAAGUGGAGGUUUUGCUGAGGAGAUAUUUAAACAUUCUUGUAAACAGUUAUUCAACGUAGAUGUGGAUAACAGUAACUUAAAGUUCAUGGAAACCAUUAACAAUGACUUCAAGGAAUGUACACUUUUGGACAGUAAUAACAAUGUGCUUUUGAGAUUUAUAAUAGCCUACGGUUUUAGAAAUAUUCAGAACAUAAUCAAGUUGCUUAAAUCCCGCAAGAACACCGGUGAUUCUAGCGGAAAUUAUUAUCAAAAUAAGUCUGAUAGUUCGGGGAGUUCAAAUGGAAGCGACUUUGUAUGUGAUUACAUAGAAUUAAUGUCCUGUCCUGGAGGCUGUUUCAACGGUGCCGGCCAGGCACUUCAGUCCCCUCAGAGCAAUCCAGAUUCUAAAAAGUCUAUUUUAUUAAAUAUUCUUCCAUUUUUUCCUGAUUGUGUUCGUAAAAAGUAUUUCAAGAAUUUAAAUUUAUUAAAAACUCAAGUUGAUAAUCAAACUACAAGUGCCUCGGCUUUUGAGGGAUUUUUAAGUGAAACUGAAUAUAUUAGUACCCAAGAUCAAGUGUGCCAAUAUUUUUCAAAUUUAUUAAAGUUGGUUCAGUCGAGGUUUGAUUUUAAUUUAAACCUUAGUUCUCAGAAAAACACAAUGAACCUUAAGUGGUGAGCGACCUUGUAAUAUAUAAAUUUAAAUUUUUAAUAUAAUUUAUUAUAUAUAAACGUAAAA